Cyclospora cayetanensis is the source of this 954-nucleotide messenger RNA. RefSeq lists its product as uncharacterized. Bases 1 to 954 code for a protein of 317 amino acids. Gene Ontology annotation, biological process: iron-sulfur cluster assembly. The transcript has 2 exons. Gene Ontology annotation, molecular function: 4 iron, 4 sulfur cluster binding; iron ion binding; 2 iron, 2 sulfur cluster binding. NCBI's taxonomy places the organism in Eukaryota, Apicomplexa, Conoidasida, Eucoccidiorida, Eimeriidae. The record is from RefSeq and is a predicted model, not a curated record. Gene Ontology annotation, cellular component: mitochondrion.
AUGGUCGGCGCUGUCUGCACUGCGCCUGGAGUCUCAGCAACAUUCAAGUCGCUACCGGCAUCAACGGCAGCAACAGCGGCAGUCGCAGAAACGGCUAGGGCAUCCAGGGCCUUAAAUAACAGCCAAACUCCACGAAGUGAGGCUUUUUGUGGUGCCACUCGUUCCGAGGGUCACUGUAUGUCGCUGCGGCUGCAGGACGGCGGAAGCACCUGCAGCACGACAUACAGUGACCAACGCAUGAGCAAAAGCGGAAACAAGCACGUUUGGCGCCGUGGAUUCGCAAUAGCAGUCAAAAAGCCACUGCCCAGAGAGGCUUUAUUGGGGGACGACAAUGAAGAUGCAGCGACAGAUACGGCAGGAUCUGUAGCAGGGAGGGAAGAUGCCGCUGGGCUGAUUCUGAUGCGCUGCAGCGAGCACCCAUCUUUUUACCUCCACGCUGACCCUUCUACGGUUUCUAGACUACAGCAUGUCAGGGCAAGACGCAAUGCAAUUGCUGCUUCUGCGGACCCUUCAACAGCAGCAGCAGCGGCAGCAACAGACUGCAUAGGGCUGCGAGUAACCGUUUCUGGUGGUGGAUGCAGCGGCUACAAAUACUCCUUUUCAGUUGUAACACGUGAAGAAGCCGAACGAGACGGGGACUUGAUCUUUACGUCCGCAGGAAGCGGCUCGGAAGGCGACAGUCAAGACGCAACACACGACCCUGGCGACAGGAGCAGCACCACCCGUAGUAAGAACAACAACAACAAUGGCGAGAGUCUGCAAAGCAGCGUCAACUACGUGGCAGAGUCGUGGUUCGUAUGCGUGCCUCCUCGAGCACUGUAUCUGCUGGAAAAAGGCAGCAUGCUGUCAUUUGAGUCGUCUUUGGGGGGCGCCUCAUUCGUACUCAAAGGGAACCGCAAAGCCACGAGCAUUUGCAGCUGCGGUCACUCUUUCGGCAUUGACGCCCCCUUCUGA